Penicillium olsonii is the source of this 2568-nucleotide messenger RNA. Lineage: Eukaryota; Fungi; Ascomycota; Eurotiomycetes; Eurotiales; Aspergillaceae. The record is from the annotation of a GenBank genome assembly.
AUGACCUCUCCGCGCCCUUCCCCGACCUUUCCUCGGUCGCUGUCAGUUUCCACAGAACGUCGCAAUUCCCGAAGGGCCUCCGGACGUUCCAUUCCCUCCCCAAUCGACCCCGUUCCCGAGAGCCAGCAAGCCCCCGCUAUCACAGAAGAGAUCAGUGAGAUCAAGCGCUAUGAAGACUUCACUACCAUAGACUGGGUACAAGACGCUGUUUACGAGCAGUCGCGGCGGCGCGCGAAGCGGCGCAGCGGGACUAGAUUCUGGGACCAAGAAGGCAUCUUCGGAUGGAGACGAAAGGUGUGGGAGUCCUAUGAUGCUGGCCAAGCAUGGCUUGUCGUUACGCUCGUGGGAUUGGCAAUUGGAUUGAACUCGGCCGUGCUCAACAUCAUUACGGAGUGGCUCUCUGAUAUCAAACUGGGCCAUUGUACAACAGCAUUCUAUCUCAAUGAGAACUUCUGCUGUUGGGGCGCAGAGGGCGGUUGCCCGGAGUGGAAGCAUUGGACUUCAUUCUGGGUGUUCAAUUAUGUCGCCUAUCUAUUCGGCGCGUUGCUGCUCUCGUCUAUUGCUGCAAUCUUGGUCAAGUCAUUUGCGCCCUAUGCUGCGGGAUCUGGUAUUUCUGAGAUCAAAUGCAUCAUUGCUGGUUUCGUUAUGAAAGGUUUCCUAGGCACCUGGACUCUCAUAAUCAAAUCAAUUGCUUUGCCAUUGGCGAUUGCAUCCGGUUUGUCGGUUGGCAAAGAGGGGCCAAGUGUGCAUUUUGCAGUAUGCACAGGAAAUGUUAUCUCGCGCUUCUUUGGAAAAUACAAACGGAAUGCGUCGAAAACGAGGGAAAUAUUGACUGCAUCGGCGGCAGCCGGAGUAGCUGUUGCUUUUGGCAGUCCAAUUGGAGGCGUUUUGUUCUCCCUGGAGGAGAUGGCGAACUACUUCCCUCUGAAGACCCUUUGGCGCAGCUACUUCUGUGCCUUGGUCGCUACCAGUGUUCUUGCUGCCGUGAACCCUUUCCGAACAGGCCAAUUGGUCAUGUUCCAAGUGGAAUACGAUCGAACCUGGCACUUUUUCGAGCUUCUUUUCUUCGUCGGCCUCGGUAUCUUUGGUGGUCUCUACGGUGCAUUCGUGAUCAAGUGGAACCUUCGCGUUGCUGCGUUCCGCAAGAAGUACCUGUCACAGUGGCCGAUUACUGAGUCGGUCGUCCUCGCCGGACUCACCGCAGUGCUGUGUUUCCCGAACAUGUUCUUGAAGAUUAACAUGACUGAAAUGAUGGAAAUUCUCUUCCGCGAAUGUGAAGGUGGCCACGAUUACAACGGCCUAUGCGAAGCCAAAAACAGAUGGUCAAUGGUACUGUCUUUGGCCAUCGCAACUAUUCUUCGCACUGGACUGGUCAUCAUUUCCUAUGGUUGCAAGGUACCAGCGGGUAUCUUCGUACCUUCAAUGGCUAUCGGAGCUUCUUUUGGCCGUAUGGUUGGAAUUAUGGUGCAAGCUCUGCACGAGUCGUUCCCCAACUCAGCAUUCUUCGCCUCAUGCGAGCCCGAUGUUCCCUGCAUUACUCCCGGAACCUAUGCCUUCCUGGGAGCUGGCGCAGCCCUCAGUGGGAUCAUGCAUCUAACAAUCUCCGUGACAGUAAUCAUGUUUGAGAUUACCGGCGCCCUGACAUACAUCCUGCCGACCAUGAUCGUCGUAGGUGUCACCAAAGCUGUUGGCGACCGAUUUGGCAGCGGUGGUAUCGCCGACCGAAUGAUCUGGUUCAAUGGAUUCCCAUUCCUUGACAACAAGGAAGACCACGUUUUCAAUGUGCCUGUUUCCCAUGCCAUGACUACAGACCCGCUCUCAUUACCGGCGUCGGACUUCCCAGUUCGUGAAGCUGAGCAUCUUCUCAAUGACAACAAGUUCCAGGGCUUCCCUGUCGUCGAGGAUCGCACUUCCAAGACCCUUGUUGGAUAUAUCGGGCGGACUGAGCUCCGGUAUGCCAUCGACCGCGCUCGCAACGAGGGCAUGGUAGCCCCCAACGCUCGAUGUGUCUUCACUAAAGAGGCGGCCGAAGCAGCCGUUGCUCGGAGGGCAUCUGUACCUCACCACACACGUUCAAACACAUUCGAUGACAUCCAACGGAGUGUAGGGGCUAAUACCGUCGAUUUCUCACGCUACGUCGACCAUACACCACUGACUGUGCAUCCACGCCAUCCCUUGGAAACAGUCAUGGAGAUUUUCAAAAAGAUGGGGCCACGAGUGAUUAUCGUCGAGCACCGUGGCCGGCUCACUGGAUUAGUAACCGUCAAAGACUGCUUGAAAUACCAAUUCAAGGUGGAGGCCGAGGAAAAUCCGCUGGCAUCGACUUCACCGGAACUUUCGACGCUUGGCGGACGUUCGAACACUCCAGCCCCGGAGGCUAUAGAAGAGCGUCUGUGGCGUCUUAUUCAAAAAGUGGCUAGGUUCGUAUCUGGCAAAGCUUACCGCCGACCGGUGCGACUUCGUGAGCGCAACACUGGGCGAACGGAGCCUUUGGGAAUAAUGGAUGGAACCGAGGAGGAUGCAGUCGUGGAGCUAGAAGACCGAGAGGACCGUCCUAUGAUUCCAUGA